AUGGAUCUGUCUACAAAAGUAUUCUUGGGUUUGCUGGUGGCGUUCAUUUUGGUGGUAAAGAGGUAUCUCAACCAACCUACUCAUAAGAAUAUAAAUAAAACUGUGGAUAUUAGCAAUGACGGAGAAGAAAUAGAUAAGGAUGUUCUUGUAUCUGGCAAAGAUCAAAAGACUGUCAAGAGGCGGAGGAAGAGACGUGUGACUGAGGGAAUGAUUGAGAUUGUUUCUACAUUAGCCCCACACCUGGAUGUAGAACAGAUCAAAUAUGACUUGGAAAAGACAGGCUCUGUAGAGUUGACCGUCGAGAGAUUAUUGAAAGGUGAAGAGUUUGAAUUUCCACCAAAGGAGGAUGAAAGCUCAACUGCAAAUAAUAGCAAGAGUAAUGAAGAACCACAAAAUGAAGAAGAUUACUACGAAGACUACCACACUGAAACUGAUAGUAGCGACUCAGAAGACGACGAUGACUAA
Molecule: messenger RNA, 465 nt
Organism: Nakaseomyces glabratus
Lineage: Eukaryota; Fungi; Ascomycota; Saccharomycetes; Saccharomycetales; Saccharomycetaceae
Gene: CUE4
Product: Cue4p
Molecular function (GO): ubiquitin binding
Source: RefSeq, a predicted model, not a curated record